Thamnophis sirtalis is the source of this 976-nucleotide messenger RNA. The record is from RefSeq and is a predicted model, not a curated record. Lineage: Eukaryota; Metazoa; Chordata; Lepidosauria; Squamata; Natricidae.
GAGCUCGAGUUCUUGUCUUCUCUGAGUCUGCAAACAUUUCCAAAAUGGUCCUUUUAAUUUCAUUCUUAAUAGGGCUACAGGUACUUGAUGCGUUGGCUGUCUCUCCACCUCUUCAGUUUGUUUACCCACCGUGCAGCUCUCUGGAGGUAAAGGCUGCUGCGGACGCGGCCAUCAAUGAACUCAAUGCACGUCGGAACGAAGGCUAUGUUCUUAGACUCCAGCGCAUUUUUAAUGUGCACGAAGACCAAGAGAUAAGAUCUCUUCCCUCUACUGUGUAUGGCCAGUGUAAAAUAAUAAUUGAGUUAAACAGGAAUUCAGAUGAUUGGCAUUUGCUCAGUUAUGACUGCAGUUUUCAACCAGUUUCUGGUUCAGCUAUUGUGGAUGUUUGUCCUGACUGUCCAAUACCUUUAGAUCCUUCUGAAGACAUUUAUCAGCAAACAGCAUUGGAGACACUGGCCAAAUUCAAUGCUGAAAAUGAAGACAACAAUUAUUUUGCCAUUCUCAAUGUCACCAAAGCCUAUUCACUGUGGGUUGUUGGUCCUUCCAACCAUGUGGAAUACACCAUCCAGGAGACUUCUUGUCCCAAAAAUCCACCUUUCUCGGACAUCACUCAAUGUCCUUUCCUCCCCACUGAAACUGCAGCAAAAUGUCUGUGUAGAGGCUCUGUGGUAGAAAAUCAGAUAGAAAACAAGAAAAAUGUCUACGUAAAAUGCAAACUCUUCCAACAUCUGCCACCAGUUACAGAUGAACAGAUGCCACAACCCACGUCUGAACCCCAGGAGCCACAGCAUCCUCACCCAUCACCUAACAUUAGAGAAGCAUCCCCAAAGCAGAAGGAAACAGUGGGGCGGGUGAUCUACCAUAACCCUUGGAGCAAGCAUGCUAUUCCAGAAGUGCAGGAGCCCAACCCAACCUCUUGCCCCACUCUUGCUUCUCCAGGACAGGAUGCCAGUCCCCAGUUGGCCAAGCCAGCUUG